AUGCCGUCUACACAUAAAAAAGAAAAGCCAUGGGAUACCGACGAUAUAGACAAGUGGAAGGUCGAACCCUUCAAACCCUCAGAUAAUGCUGGUGGAACCUUUGCGGAAGAAUCCUCAUUUGCAGUCCUAUUCCCUCGAUAUCGUGAAGUUUAUCUUAAGGAGGCAUGGCCUGGCGUGACGCAGGCGCUCCAGCAACAAGGCAUCGCGUGCACACUGGAUCUUGUCGAAGGAUGCAUGACGGUCAAGACGACGAGAAAGACAUACGAUCCCGCUGCCAUCCUUAAGGCUCGCGACCUCAUCAAACUACUAGCCCGUAGCGUACCUGCGCCGCAAGCAUUAAAAAUACUCCAAGACGAUAUGGCGUGCGAUAUUAUCAAGAUAAGAAACCUAGUGCGCAAUAAGGACAAGUUCAUAAAGCGACGGCAAAGAAUCCUCGGACCAAAUGGACAAACCCUAAAAGCUCUCGAGCUCCUCACACAGACCUAUAUCCUCGUCCAAGGAAACACCGUCAGUGCGCUUGGGCCUUACAAGGGGCUGAAGGAAGUGCGCCGAGUAGUAGAAGACUGCAUGGCGAACAUCCACCCGAUCUACCAGAUCAAGGAGCUCAUGAUCAAGCGGGAGCUAGCCAAGGACCCGGAGCUAGCGCACGAGAACUGGGAGCGAUUCCUGCCUAACUACAAGAAGCGCAGUCUAAGCAAGCGCAUAGUGCCAUACAGGGUCACGGACAAGAGCAAGAAGGUAUAUACGCCGUUCCCACCAGCCCAGGAGAAGAGCAAGGUCGACAUGCAGAUCGAGGCCGGCGAGUACCACCUCGCCAAGGAAGCCAAGAAGCGCAUCGCCCACGAGGAGCGCAUGGAGAAUCAGAAGGUCAAGCAGGAGGAGAAGAAGCGCCAGCGAGAGCAAGAUUUCAUCGCGCCGGAAGAAGAAACCGGGUCGUCGGAGAGGAAGAAAAAGAAGCGGAAGAGCAAAGACGGCGAGUAG
Messenger RNA from Daldinia childiae, 981 nucleotides. RefSeq names its product KRR1 small subunit processome component. The record is from RefSeq and is a predicted model, not a curated record. NCBI's taxonomy places the organism in Eukaryota, Fungi, Ascomycota, Sordariomycetes, Xylariales, Hypoxylaceae. Gene Ontology annotation, cellular component: small-subunit processome; nucleolus. Gene Ontology annotation, molecular function: RNA binding. Bases 1 to 981 code for a protein of 326 amino acids. The transcript is spliced from 4 exons.